UGAGUGUGACCCACUUGCGAACCCGUUAGCGGAUUGUGGCUGGCGCUCUUCAGCCAAGCAAAGAGUCCAAAAUGACAGGAUGAGAUAUCGUCAGUGCAGGCCGAGAAAAGCAUUCUCGCUGAUUUCACGAUCGGCUAGGCAAAUGCGGAUGCAUAGAGCGGGUGCUGUAGGGCCUCGAGGGGCGCGACGAUUGAGGAUUGGAAACGCGGGUUGCGAUUUCGCGCCAACGCUCGCAGGUCAGGAUAACAACGUCUUGGCGAGCUUAUCUGUUCAGGCAGCAUGCACCGCCCCCAGCACAGCACGUUGGCCCCUCUUUACACAGCGCUGUGUUUCCAUCGUGGCGGCACGGAACCGCUCGACCUGCACGAUGCUGCGUGUGGGAUUGCAUGGGCUCGACCGUUUCGUAGACGAAGGAUCGCCUUUGCGUCGGGCCGUGCUGCUGGUGGAGAUGCGUGAUCGCACCGCUCGUGACUGUCAGUGCCAACGAAGUUUCUUCAUCCCUUUUGCUUUUUGCUACUUCGACACCACAAGCUGAGCACUCUCGUCUUCACUGCCCCGGUCUUGUCGAGCCGGCUCCUAAUCUGCCCCAGCAACGUACUACUACUGCUACCGCGCGGCUCCAGCGAAUAGGAGAUCGUGCGGCCCAAUCACAUCAUGAAACGAGGUGAACGGCCACCCAAAAGCUUUCGGGGCACACCGGCAGGUCGCUUCUGCUUGGCGCGG
Molecule: messenger RNA, 723 nt
Organism: Ceraceosorus guamensis
Lineage: Eukaryota; Fungi; Basidiomycota; Exobasidiomycetes; Ceraceosorales; Ceraceosoraceae
Exons: 1
Coding region: 80-535 (151 amino acids)
Source: RefSeq, a predicted model, not a curated record